Cercospora beticola is the source of this 1104-nucleotide messenger RNA. RefSeq names its product DUF3431 domain-containing protein. NCBI's taxonomy places the organism in Eukaryota, Fungi, Ascomycota, Dothideomycetes, Mycosphaerellales, Mycosphaerellaceae. The record is from RefSeq and is a predicted model, not a curated record.
AUGAAACGCAUCACUAAGAAGUAUCUUGCGUACGCGCAGGCUAUCGCAUUUGCGUCUGUGCUCACCGCCGUCCUCCUGCUGAAUCUCUGGCCGUCUGGAGGCGAUAAACAAUAUGACUGGGCUCGGAUCCGUUACAGGUCAAAGGCCAGCAGCUUACCUGAGGCUCGUGGUAUUUGUCCGGGCCUCGAAGACGGCAGCAAGCCUGCCUUAGUGGUGGCUCGAGUUGAGUCAGAGGACACCAAGUGGCUGGACCAACUGGCAUCGUACUAUCACCUCUGUGUAUAUACGGCCGACGCCCCAUUGGAUCGGACCUCCAGAAGUCUUCAGAUCCCCGCCAAUCGUGGUCAUGAGGCCAUGGCCUACUUGACAUUCAUGAUCGACAACUAUGAAAACAUCCCCGAAGCUGGCGCAGUAUUUGUCCACGGGUCCAGAUUUGCAUGGCAUAAUGAUUCGCCGGACUACGAUAACGAGGCCUUGCUGAAGGCCUUGAAUCUGAGCUCGGCUCUUCAGCAUGAUGGCUAUACGAACCUACGUUGUGACUGGAGCGCUGGUACCUGCAGUCCGUUGCAAGCACAACCUCAAGGCAGUCUCGAGACCCUUCUUUCGUCGAAAUUGCAGCCGUGGAGCAGACGCGCCGUAUCCGAUGCAGCACUUCCCAAAGCCCUUCAACUGCUUUUCGAUGGCAGCACAGAGGGCGACAAGUCUCAGGCGCUUCUCCGGCGGAGCGAUGCUGUUCGUGCUCAAUGUUGUGCACAAUUCGCAGUCUCACGCGAGGCCAUUUGGCGACAUUCCCGCGACGAGUACAGCGCUCUCCGACAGUGGCUUCUUGAUGAUGGCGUGGCUCCUUCUGAUGACCGUAUAGCAGGGCGUAUCUUGUCCUACGUCUGGCAUAUGUUAUUCUUGGCUUCUCCGGACAGCCACACAAGUCUCCAGGCUCUCAAUGCUCAGGCUUGCCCUUCAGCUCAGGCCUGCUACUGCCGUCUGUACGGGAAAUGUGACUUGCAGAAUUGCGAUUCGCCGAGGCGAUGCAGAGGCCAGUAUGUCCUUCCACGGGACUAUAGGCUGCCGGCCGAUUGGGAAGAGCUUCACAGUGGGCUCCGUUAG